AUGCUAGGAGUGUACCGGAUACUGCGACUUCGCCAAAACCCUCCAAGGAGUGCAAUAUUUCAACAAUUCAAAGGGAAUGGAAUCUCUAACCUAAACAAAAUAUGUUCAAAUUUUGGAUGUGUCACGUCCUCUCCACGCACGCAGCAGAUAGGAUUGGAGAAUGUAACGGUGUCAGAGGUACUAAUGACAAAAGGGCAAGAAAAUAUCGGUUCCUGGCUUUGGUGCCGAGCUGAUGAUGUUGUUAUUAAUGCAAUGAAAAACAUGGCUGAUAAUAACAUUGGAUCAUUGGUGGUACUAAAGCCAGAGGGGCAGCAUAUAGCAGGGAUAGUCACAGAAAGAGACUGCUUAAAAAAAAUAGUUGCACAAGGAAGAUCUCCCUUAUACACACAAGUUGGUCAAAUAAUGACUGAUGAGAAGAACCUGAUAACGGUGACCUCUGACACCAACAUUCUUCAAGCAAUGAAAAUUAUGAUAGAGAAUCAGAUCCGGCACGUUCCAGUUAUAGAUGGGAAAAUCGUUGGUAUGAUUUCCAUUGUAGAUGUGGUGCGAGCAGUGACGGAGCAGCAAAGUGGAGAAUUGAAGAGACUGAAUGACUACAUCAGAGGAGAAUACUAUUAG
Sphenostylis stenocarpa is the source of this 618-nucleotide messenger RNA. The record is from the annotation of a GenBank genome assembly. Lineage: Eukaryota; Viridiplantae; Streptophyta; Magnoliopsida; Fabales; Fabaceae.